CUCACAGCUGAUUUGCUCGCCAUCUUGACAUGAACAUAAACAUUGAUGCCCUCUGCUCAAUGAUCGCCUUAUUAUCCAUAAAAACCGUAAAAUUGUCAAUACUCAAUCAAAACAGCCUUAAAUAUUUGUUGCAGCGUCGAGAAAACACAAGGUAGAUAUGUAGGAAAUCAUCUUCGCGCACGUAGCUGCACAUACAAGUCAGUAUAUGGGUUUCCAGAGCACUCGCUUGAGUGUAUUAUUGGUGGUUUUUCUGAAGGGAUGGGAGAUCUGAGAGGACCCCCGUCUGCAGACUGAUGGAGAGAGUCGUACUGUAGGUUAUUAUAGUGGUUAUGGACCAGGACUAUGAAAGACGCCUGUUAAGGCAAAUCAACCACCAGAAUGUCCCAGAGGGCCACCCGUCCAAGCAGUCCAGUUAUGCAGCCUGUAGUCCAGUGAGUGUGAAAUCAGGAGACAGAUUUAUCCCCACACGUGCCGGCAGUAACUGGAGCAUAAACUUCCACUACGCCAAUGAGAACUGUUGGUCACCCAAUCAGAAUCAGCGGGCGAAGGACGCAAGUACAGACACAGGGAAAGAUGCGGUGGCGUAUGCUGCUCUGCUGAGGAAUGAGCUAUUGGGAGCUGGAAUUGAAACCGUGCCUGAUCCUCACACUGAUGACCGUCGACACACCAUCCUCACGCAGGACACACACAGCCUCUUCAGGUACACCAUCCACACUAAGAGAGUGCCUUUUGACAAUGAAAUCUCACCUUAUUCCCUCUCUCCUCUCAGUAACAAAAGUCACAAACUGUUGCGUUCACCCAGAAAGCCCGCGCGCAAGAUUUCCAAAAUCCCCUUCAAAGUUCUGGAUGCCCCAGAGUUGCAGGAUGACUUCUACCUCAACCUGGUGGACUGGUCAGCUGGGAAUCUCUUGAGUGUUGGUUUGGGGGCCUGUGUUUACCUGUGGAGCGCCUGUACCAGUCAGGUGACGCGGCUGUGUGAUUUAUCAGUGGACGGCGACUCUGUGACAUCAGUGUGCUGGAAUGAGAGGGGAAGUCUGGUGGCUGUUGGGACUCAUAAGGGAUUUGUUCAGAUUUGGGAUGCAGCCGGAGGGAGGAAGUUGACCAGUUUGGAGGGACAUUCAGCACGCGUAGGAGCGCUGGCAUGGAACGGGGAGCAGCUGUCGUCCGGCAGCCGGGACAGAGUGAUUCUGCAGCGGGACGUCAGGACUCCUCCUCCGGUGGAGAGACGCCUGCAGGGCCACAGACAGGAAGUGUGCGGCCUCAAGUGGUCUCCUGACCACCAGCACCUUGCCUCUGGAGGAAACGAUAACAAGCUGCUGGUGUGGAACAGCUCAAGUCUCCUCCCUGUGCAGCAGUACAGUGAUCACCUGGCGGCGGUGAAGGCCAUCGCUUGGUCUCCUCAUCAGCACGGCCUGCUGGCAUCUGGAGGGGGAACAGCCGACCGCUGCCUGCGCUUCUGGAACACAUUGACUGGACAGGCUUUACAGAGCACUGACACCGGUUCUCAGGUUUGCAACCUGGCCUGGUCCAAACACGCCAACGAGCUGGUCAGCACACAUGGAUACUCCCAGAACCAAAUCCUGGUGUGGAAAUACCCUUCACUCACACAGGUGGCCAAGCUCACGGGACACUCAUAUAGAGUGCUCUACUUGGCCGUGUCUCCGGAUGGUGAGGCCAUCGUAACAGGAGCAGGAGAUGAAACACUGCGCUUCUGGAACGUCUUCAGCAAAACACGCUGCACCAAGGAAUCCAAAUCAGUGUUGAACCUGUUCACCAGGAUACGGUAAUCCAGUCCGUCCUCGAACGACAUGAAGCCUUCAGCUCGCUCUGUUCUGUGUCCUGAACACUCCAGAUCCUCUGACAGAGACCGAGACCCAGCACUUCCUCACUCACUUUUAUACUGUUUUACUCUGUCAGAAUGAAUUAUGUCAAGAGUCACUCAAGCUCUUAUUAUUGUACAUUGUGGAUGUCCAAACAGAUGUGCUAUUGUAUAAGUAGAAGUUAUAGAGAAAUGAAGCUAUAUGACCUAUAUUGUCAUUAUCAUGACUCAGUCAUGAGGUUGUAUGAAAAUUCAAUAUUUUAUAUGUGUGUAUCAAAACAGAUCAUGAAAUCUGUGAAAAAUAAAUACACUUCACACUAA
Danio aesculapii is the source of this 2140-nucleotide messenger RNA. RefSeq names its product fizzy/cell division cycle 20 related 1b (gene fzr1b). The record is from RefSeq and is a predicted model, not a curated record. Gene Ontology annotation, cellular component: anaphase-promoting complex. The transcript is spliced from 15 exons. Gene Ontology annotation, molecular function: ubiquitin ligase activator activity; anaphase-promoting complex binding; protein binding. Lineage: Eukaryota; Metazoa; Chordata; Actinopteri; Cypriniformes; Danionidae. Gene Ontology annotation, biological process: anaphase-promoting complex-dependent catabolic process; positive regulation of anaphase-promoting complex-dependent catabolic process; positive regulation of ubiquitin protein ligase activity. The coding region runs from base 330 to 1787 and encodes 485 amino acids.